CAAACACAUCCUCAUCUUUCUUAUUCAUAGCUAUCACAACUCCAACAAAAAAAAACUCCCUAAACAAAAAAAAUAACAGUAAGAAGAGUUUUUCAUUAUUCUAUAACUUUCUUGUUUUAAAAUCAAGAAUUUGACUUGUGACAAAUAUUUCAAGAAAGAGAUGAGGAACGAAACGGGUGGUACCAUGGUGGUCGAUCUCCAAACCGAUUCAUACAACAACAAUCACCACCACCACGACAAUACCGAUAAUGGUCACAAACCGAGAUCUAAGUUUGGUGAUAUAUUGAAAGCUGACCACGACGGAAUAUUCCCUCCUGGAGAUCCCAUCAUCAUCAACACCAACUUAACCCACCCCCGGUUUAGCAACGUCUCAGCCUCGACCAUGGGCAGUGGUCCAGCCAGCGGAGAAGGUUCACCUUGCGUAAUGUCUCCUUGGGCCCGUAUGUCUACCCCUUGGCCUUCAGAUUUUAAUGAAGACAAUGGCCUCGAGACAAAUGGUCUCAUUGGCUCUAUUGUACGUGAAGAAGGGCAUAUAUACUCGCUAGCCGCUUCUGGUGACCUUCUCUACACGGGCUCGGACUCCAAGAAUAUUAGGGUUUGGAAGAAUUUGAAGGACUACACCGGGUUUAAAGCAAGUAGUGGUCUCAUUAAGGCUAUUGUGAUAUCCGGAGACCGGAUCUUUACCGGCCAUCAGGACGGUAAGAUCCGGGUCUGGAAGGUUUCGAAGAAAAAGGAAGGAAAGUACAAACGGGUUGGAACAUUGCCAACGCUUAAAUCCAUGGUUAAGAGCUCGGUAAACCCUAAGCAUUAUCGCAAUAAAAACUCCGUGAAAACUAAGCAUAAGGACGCCGUGUCGAGUCUUAGCAUGGACGUGGAGCUUGGUUUGUUGUAUUCAAGUUCUUGGGAUAGGACGAUCAAAGUGUGGAGAGUGUCGGAUUCAAAAUGUUUGGAAUCUAUACAAGCGCACGAUGACGCGAUAAACUCGGUGAUGUCAGGUUUUGAUGACUUGGUGUUCACGGGAUCUGCGGAUGGUACGGUUAAAGUGUGGAAACGUGAGAUGCAAGUCAAAGGAACAAGGCACAUUUUGGCUCAAGUUUUGCUCAAACAAGAACACGCCGUCACGGCAUUGGCUGUUAUACCGAAGUCUAAAAUGGUAUAUUCCGGUUCCUCGGACGGGGUGGUGAACUAUUGGGAUCGUUCCACGCGUGUAUUCAUCGGUGGAGAACUCAAAGGGCAUAAGUCCGCCGUGUUAUGUCUAACUGUAGCGGGGAACUUGUUAUUGAGUGGUUCAGCCGACAAGAACAUAUGUGUGUGGAGGAGGGAGCCGUCUGAUGGAUCUCAUAACUGUUUGACUGUUUUGUCGGGACACAUGGGACCAGUCAAGUGUCUAGCCGUGGAAGAGGAAGGAGCUUGCCGCGGUAAAGAAGCAAAAGCAUGUAUGGUCAAUGAAGGUGACAAGAAGUGGAUUAUCUACAGCGGAAGUUUGGACAAAUCGGUUAAAGUGUGGCGUGUGUCGGAGAAGAUGGCGACGUGGAGGGAGACGGACGAGCCAGCAGCAUCUUCUGGCUGGGAGAGCUCUUCGUCUAUGCGUGAAGGGAGCGGCGCGUGGAGUGUAGGAGAUUUGGAAUAAUAAAAAAAAAAAGUGGGUCGGAGCAUAGUAUUUACGUGGAUGUCACGUUGAUGACCGUCUUCGCGAUAGUGAAAGACUCGAAUUAUUGUUUUCAAAUUUCAAUUCUAUGACUAUGUCACGAUGAGGUUUGUGCCCAAAUCACCUGGUGAGUGAGUCAAUGUCGGGUUGAUGGUUUUCACGUAAUGAUUAUUGCUUCUUUUUUUGUAAAAGAAAAAAAUGUUUGAAAAAGUGAAAUUGUACUAUUAUUUU
Messenger RNA from Eruca vesicaria subsp. sativa (arugula), 1879 nucleotides. Lineage: Eukaryota; Viridiplantae; Streptophyta; Magnoliopsida; Brassicales; Brassicaceae. The record is from the annotation of a GenBank genome assembly.